GGGUGUUCGGGUGGGGAUCCAGUAAGUGGAAACGAUCAAAGGAGAAAGAAUUUCGAAUUGAGAAUUGAGAAAUUGGAAAUUGGAAAUUGGGAAAUGGGGAGGGAGGUAUCAGAGAGCUGCGUGGAGAGUCUUCUAACCGAGAUUGUUUCUUCCUACUGCAAUGGCUUCUAUGCUGACAAGCCGGAGCUCGCCGCCCGCCGGAUCGAAGCCAUCGGCUUUCAAGUUGGCCACCAGCUUUCCGAAAGAUACACAAUGGAACGACCUCGAUUCAGUGACCAUUUGGAAGCUAUCAAGUUCAUUUGCAAAGACUUCUGGUCUGAGCUCUUUAAGAAACAGAUAGACAACCUAAAGACAAAUCACAGAGGUACCUUUGUGUUGCAAGAUAAUCGGUUUCGUUGGCUAUCUCGGAUGCCAAUGGAUCCAUCUCUUGAAACUUCUGGUUCUAUUCAAGAUCCUUCAGCAAUGGCUGAGAACAAAGCUGCACAAGCAAUAGGCAUGCAUCUCUAUUUCCCUUGUGGAAUCAUCAGAGGUGCACUUUCAAAUCUGGGAAUUCCUUGUGCAGUAUCUGCAGAUAUAUCUAACCUGCCUGCAUGUUCGUUUGUGGUACGUAUUAAGGCUUGACAAGCUGUUGCAAUAAUUAAGGGUUGGGCUUUAGAUCACCCUCCAGAUCUGGUCAGCCAUCACAUAUGAACCGAACCAUCUUCUUCUUACAUUCUCUUCUCUCUUUUCCUUUACCUUUGUUUUGGGUUACAACUUACUGAAACUGGUGUUCAAAUUUGUGCAUGAAUCAGCAUACAUUACACUUCUGCUCAAGUCUAGAGUUUCAACUGAACUAUUGUAAUAGCCAUAAGUCACUAUAUGUAGAGUUUUGUUCUGAACAUUUUCCCCAUACAAUUGAGACAUUUUAACAUCCAAUGUUCCUUUUUGGUGUC
This is a messenger RNA of Ipomoea triloba (trilobed morning glory), 932 nucleotides long. Its product is annotated as trafficking protein particle complex subunit 6b. The transcript is spliced from 4 exons. Bases 94 to 621 code for a protein of 175 amino acids. The record is from RefSeq and is a predicted model, not a curated record. Lineage: Eukaryota; Viridiplantae; Streptophyta; Magnoliopsida; Solanales; Convolvulaceae. Gene Ontology annotation, biological process: endoplasmic reticulum to Golgi vesicle-mediated transport; regulation of GTPase activity. Gene Ontology annotation, cellular component: TRAPP complex; trans-Golgi network; cis-Golgi network.